GUGCGCUCGUAGUCCUUCCCUCUUUCGGCGGCAAGGCGUGCGAGUGUGCUGCUGUAGCGUAUACUAUUCAAAUAAACAAUUUUUGUGUCUGAAAAAACUACUUUAGUAAUUCAGCCAUGAGUUUGCCGCUGAACCCAAAGCCCUUUCUAAACGGUCUGACAGGAAAGCCUGUGAUGGUGAAGCUGAAGUGGGGCAUGGAGUACAAAGGGUACCUGGUGUCAGUGGAUGGGUACAUGAACAUGCAGUUGGCCAACACAGAAGAGUAUGUAGAUGGAGCGUUAGCUGGUCAUCUUGGUGAGGUGCUCAUCAGGUGUAAUAAUGUUUUGUACAUUAGAGGAGUAGAAGAAGAGGAAGAAGAUGGAGAGAUGAGAGAAUGAAGAGUGUGUUGGUUUCUUUUUCUAACAAGAUUGGAGGAUUUGUUGGUUAAUUUACAGUUUGUCUCAAUUUUAUGUGAGGCUGUGUCCCCUUUAUUUGUGAAAUUGUUCGCUUUUUUACACUGUAAAAGUUAUUGGUUGCACAAUGACAAAUAAAUUGUGCAGUUUGUAAA
This is a messenger RNA of Danio aesculapii, 547 nucleotides long. RefSeq names its product small nuclear ribonucleoprotein polypeptide F (gene snrpf). The coding region runs from base 117 to 377 and encodes 86 amino acids. Gene Ontology annotation, cellular component: catalytic step 2 spliceosome; U1 snRNP. Gene Ontology annotation, molecular function: RNA binding. The transcript is spliced from 4 exons. Lineage: Eukaryota; Metazoa; Chordata; Actinopteri; Cypriniformes; Danionidae. The record is from RefSeq and is a predicted model, not a curated record. Gene Ontology annotation, biological process: mRNA splicing, via spliceosome; spliceosomal snRNP assembly.